Molecule: messenger RNA, 2660 nt
Organism: Formica exsecta
Lineage: Eukaryota; Metazoa; Arthropoda; Insecta; Hymenoptera; Formicidae
Product: fibroblast growth factor receptor substrate 3-like
Exons: 5
Coding region: 8-1573 (521 amino acids)
Biological process (GO): cell surface receptor protein tyrosine kinase signaling pathway
Cellular component (GO): cytoplasm
Source: RefSeq, a predicted model, not a curated record
CGAUACUAUGGUGAAAUGGCAUAGCCGCGCUGACGUGCGGAUAUACGCGGUCGGCGAUUACGCACUCGUCGGAAGACGGAUCUUCUAUCGUUUCGUUUUGGCUAUGUCGCAUUUGGUGUGUAUAUGUCUGACUGAUCGCGCGCGCAUCGAUGACACACGAGAUAAACGAAGGAUGGGUUGCAUCAAUAGUAGGACGAACGUUUUUCAAGUGACAAACGUUAAUGACCAGAGUAAACCCAUUGCUCGUGGACGUUUGGAGAUCACUGAGAUAGACAUAAUAUUCCACCAGGAUAGCAAGCAGCCGACUAUAUGGCCACUGCGCUGUUUACGGCGCUAUGGGUAUGAUUCGGAACUCUUUAGUUUUGAAUCUGGUAGACGUUGUCCUACAGGUGAAGGCAUAUAUGCCUUCAAGUGUAGGAAGGCGAGAGAUUUGUUUAAUCUUGUACAAACGAAAAUUCAGGUAUCCAAAAAUGGGGAUGACGCGCUGUCGAGAGACCUUUCAAUUGCAUCGCAUCCUACUCCAGCAGUACCAAGAGUGGCAGUAGAGCCUAAUUACUUAGAUCCAAUACCAUCUAAUAGAAGUAACAGUUGCAUGGAUUCUAGAAUUAAUCAUAGUCAACAAAACGGUAUCGGAAGAUUAAGCAGUGUCGGAAGCAGCAGUGGUCCUAUAUCACCCCAGGGGACCAUGGGAUCACCCUCGCCACCUCCUAUGCUGCCGCCUCCGCCACCGAUUUCUCAGCCUCAUCCGUCCUCUUACGUCAAUGAAGAAGUCUUGUCAUCUGGCCUUACAGAACACAACAAUAACAAGAACCUUGGAAGAGCAGUACAAAGAUCACCACAGAUUACUGCUGUUGAGAAUGUGAUAUUUAAAAAUGGACUCGCAGAAACAGAAUUGAUAUCUGUUCAGCCUAGUGCAGAAAUUACCAACUGUGACCCAGCAUCGCCGUUAUCGAUUAAAGCGCCUCAAAUGAAUAUAGACAUCUGCAGCGAAACCAUCUGCAGUCGUAUCUCACCGACGCACAGUACUUCCGAAACGUAUCAAUUCAAGGAAGAGAAUAACCUAAGCGGAUCUCAACACGCAUAUAUAAACGUAAGUCCCGGACAAGAUCACAUAGAAAAGAUUGCUAUCAGGGCACGACCGCCUCCAUUACCCGUCUUGCAACCGGAUGUCGAGGAAAUCUCCAAGCAUUGUUACUACAAUUUGGAGGCAAGCGAGAUCCAAAUUUUAAAGAAGAGAUUCUCCGGCACCUCGAUAAACGAAAAAUCGCCCUUAGCCCCCUCCACGCCAACGGAAUGUCCGAUUAGGGAAAUGAAUUAUGCGGUCUUGGAUUUGGAUACGAGAGAUUCACCUGGUACGUCCGAUAACAACGCGAAUUCGCCGCCAUCUCCUCCCGAAUCUCCAAACAAGCCGCAGAUAGGCUAUGUCACAAUAGACUUCGAAAAAACGGUUGCUCUCUCGCACUCCGUCAAUCCCAAUCACGAUAACGAAGGCUCGAGGAAGACUCGUCACAAUUCCACAAUAGACGACCUGGUGACGACUGCGUGCAAGCACAAUUCGUCAAUAAGUGAGUGACAUAUUUUAUAUUUCUUAUAAUGAGACAGUGUAUCGUGUUCCUCGCUGUUCUGAAAAAAAGAGAAAUUGGAAAAGAUCGAUUUAGUUUCACUAUAAGCUUCUGAAAGUCAUUAAACUCAUUUUAAUUACUCAUUUAAUGAACUCGUUACGCUUUAAACUUUUGACAUUUCUUAGCAUAUUGGAGGCUACAUACAGUAUAGUUGAUAUACCACAAGAUAUAUUUCUAGCGUAUGAAUUUGUAUACAAAUUUUCAGUGCAUUUUAUCAGAGCAACAGUAUUCAUAAAUAAUAAGUCUUUUUUCCAAGUUGGACUAAGGCAGCAUAGAGAAAAAAUGUUUUUAUAUAUAUAUGACACAUAUAGAUAAGUUUUUAGUACUUCACACACAAAUUUUUUACAUUUAGUAUUUUACAAACUAAUGUUGGAGGAAUUGGAAGCUAAAGUGCCCUAAUCUUUUUCUGUAAAUAUUGUAGAGAUUAAUAUGGCUCAAAUGAUCGUAAUGGAGACACAAUGUGGUAUGAAAAUAUACGUAAAGAAAAUAUAUAUGAAUUUCACUGAGAUAACGGGAAUCAUAAUAUAAUGGUUAAUUUUAAGUGAUUGCUGUCAUUAAUUAGUUAUUGUAUCCAUCGCGAAGAUAACUAAUAACAAAAAAGUGUAAAUUUAUAAUAUGAAUAUUUCUAUAACAAAGUAAUCACUUAAAAUAAAAUUGCGAGUGUCAUAUUUAUUUAAGUUUGAUAUAUUUGUGAUGCAAACAAUUAAUGAUAUUAAAAAUAACGCGUAGUUGAUGCAAGAAUUUAUUAUGUUCCAAAGAUUAUAUAUAUUUUCAUUUAUAGUAAAAAUUUAUAUACGCGAUGUAUUUAGCAUUAUUUAUCCACUAAGAUAUUAAUGAUUCAAGUUGAUUUACCAACUUUUUCUUCCGAUAAAACUCUUAAUCUGCUGUAAUAAAACGCUGCAAUACACAUCCAAGAUGUAAAUAAGCAUACAUCUUUUAUGGAUAUAAUAAUCAUUAAUUUUUUUAUAGAUAUGUAUAUUGUUAUCUAUUAUAUUUACAGUUUAUUAUUAAAAGUGAAAUUUAAACCAAAUACAUUAU